Armigeres subalbatus is the source of this 1712-nucleotide messenger RNA. RefSeq names its product WD40 repeat-containing protein SMU1 (gene Smu1). Lineage: Eukaryota; Metazoa; Arthropoda; Insecta; Diptera; Culicidae. The record is from RefSeq and is a predicted model, not a curated record. Gene Ontology annotation, biological process: mRNA splicing, via spliceosome. Bases 93 to 1622 code for a protein of 509 amino acids. Gene Ontology annotation, molecular function: protein binding. Gene Ontology annotation, cellular component: precatalytic spliceosome. The transcript is spliced from 2 exons.
AACAUCAACAAAUGACUGUCAAACAGUGCUCUGGCUUGAAGAUUUGCUGCAGGAGGAAUUAAAAAUCAACAAAUUAAAUAAAUCCUUCAAUCAUGUCUAUUGAAAUUGAAUCAGCUGAUGUAAUCCGUUUGAUCCAGCAGUACCUCAAAGAAUCGAAUCUCCAUAAGACGCUGCAAACUCUUCAAGAGGAGACCGGUGUUUCCCUCAAUACGGUCGACAGCGUAGAGGGAUUCGUGUCCGAUAUUCACAAUGGGCACUGGGAUACGGUGCUGAAAGCCAUUCAAUCGCUCAAGUUACCGGACAAAAAACUGAUCGAUCUGUACGAGCAGGUAGUGCUGGAGUUGAUUGAGCUGCGAGAACUGGGGGCGGCCCGUUCGUUGCUUCGACAGACGGACCCGAUGAUUAUGCUGAAGCAGCAGGAAGCCGAGCGGUACAUCCAUUUGGAAAAUAUGCUGCAGAGGGCCUAUUUCGAUCCGAGGGAAGCUUAUCCGGAAGGAGGCAGCAAGGAGAAGAGAAGAGCGGCUAUUGCUACGGCACUGGCCGGGGAGGUUUCGGUGGUGCCAUCGUCCAGGCUGUUGGCUCUGCUGGGACAGGCACUGAAGUGGCAACAGCAUCAGGGUUUGUUACCGCCCGGAACGACAAUUGAUUUGUUCCGCGGUAAAGCCGCUAUCAGGGAUCAGGAGGAUGAAAUGUUCCCAACGCAACUGGCAAGACAGAUAAAGUUCGGCCAAAAAAGUCAUGUGGAAUGCGCAUUGUUCUCACCGGAUGGACAGUACUUGGUGACGGGUAGUGUGGACGGAUUUAUUGAAGUGUGGAAUUUUACGACCGGAAAGAUUCGUAAGGAUUUGAAGUAUCAAGCGCAGGACAAUUUUAUGAUGAUGGAACAAGCCUUGCUGGCGAUGUCCUUUUCCCGUGAUUCGGAAAUGUUGGCAACAGGGUCGCAAGAUGGGCAGAUAAAGGUUUGGAAACUUUUGACCGGUCAAUGUUUGCGUCGCUUCGAGAAGGCGCAUUCCAAAGGAUUGACGUGCCUGCAGUUUUCCCGAGAUAACAGUCAGAUUCUGACCGCUUCUUUCGAUUUUUUGAUCCGCUUGUAUGGACUGAAGUCCGGUAAGAUGUUGAAGGAAUUCCGAGGCCAUACUUCGUACGUUAACGAGGCAGUGUUCUCUCCGGAUGGCCACAAUGUGCUGAGUGCAUCAUCGGAUGGGUCAGUUAAAAUUUGGUCUCUGAAAACGACGGAAUGCCUCUCCACAUUUAAAGCCUUGGGUAGUGAGCUGGCGGUUAAUUCGGUUCUGAUGCUACCGAAAAAUCCCGAGCACUUUGUGGUGUGUAAUCGGUCCAACACGGUGGUCAUCAUGAAUAUGCAGGGACAAAUUGUUCGAUCGUUCUCGUCUGGUAAGCGAGAAGGUGGUGCGUUUAUCUGUGCGACAAUAUCGCCGAGAGGCGAGUUCAUCUACUGUGCCGGUGAGGAUUUGGUGUUGUACUGCUUUUCAGUGACUUCCGGAAAACUCGAACGUACCUUGAAUGUGCACGAAAAGGACGUUAUUGGACUGACGCACCACCCACAUCAAAACUUGCUGGCAACCUAUAGCGCAGAUGGCUUAUUGAAAAUGUGGAAACCUUAAACCAAUGGUGGUUUAUCGCUAGGCUACGGUUAGAGUUUAAGGCAAUUACUGUAUUUUGACAGUCAUAAAUAUUUCGUGUGAAAAAAAGAA